Drosophila albomicans is the source of this 596-nucleotide messenger RNA. It is a transcript of the gene RpS17, whose product is annotated as 40S ribosomal protein S17. The coding region runs from base 104 to 499 and encodes 131 amino acids. The transcript is spliced from 3 exons. The record is from RefSeq and is a predicted model, not a curated record. Lineage: Eukaryota; Metazoa; Arthropoda; Insecta; Diptera; Drosophilidae. Gene Ontology annotation, molecular function: structural constituent of ribosome. Gene Ontology annotation, biological process: translation. Gene Ontology annotation, cellular component: ribosome.
AUUUUACCGAUAGCACAAAUACAACCCUGCUCGCGCAUUCACACAAAAUGCUGUCAUUUUGACAGCUACCACUUUCUGUUCUUUUCCGGUAUCAACGUUCGCAAUGGGUCGCGUCAGAACCAAGACAGUGAAGAAGGCCGCCAAGGUCAUCAUCGAGAAGUACUACACUCGCCUGACGUUGGACUUCCACACCAACAAGCGCAUCUGCGAGGAGGUUGCUAUCAUUCCCACCAAGCCCCUCCGCAACAAGAUUGCCGGCUAUGUUACCCACUUGAUGGGCCGUCUGCGUCACUCUCAGGUGCGUGGUAUCUCCAUUAAGCUGCAGGAGGAGGAGCGUGAGCGUCGUGAUAACUACGUUCCUGCUGUGUCUGCUCUGGAGCAAGACAUCAUCGAGGUCGAUGCCGAUACCAAGGAGAUGUUGAAGCUGUUGGACUUCCACAACAUUCGUGGCCUGCAGCUCACUGCGCCCAGCACCAACAACUAUGGACGUCGCAAUUAGGUUUUAAUCGGGAAUCAACAAGGACGGUAGAUGAUGUUGUCAUUUUAAGCACACACGACUGCGCUUUUUUUGCUACAAUAUAUAAAACACAAAAAGA